Messenger RNA from Penicillium malachiteum, 1488 nucleotides. RefSeq lists its product as uncharacterized. Gene Ontology annotation, cellular component: plasma membrane. The coding region runs from base 1 to 1488 and encodes 495 amino acids. The record is from RefSeq and is a predicted model, not a curated record. Gene Ontology annotation, molecular function: secondary active monocarboxylate transmembrane transporter activity. NCBI's taxonomy places the organism in Eukaryota, Fungi, Ascomycota, Eurotiomycetes, Eurotiales, Aspergillaceae. Gene Ontology annotation, biological process: plasma membrane lactate transport. The transcript has 2 exons.
AUGCAUCCUGAUCACCUAGUCCAGGAUGAGGAGAAAUCAAUUCAAUCCAAUAACUAUGAGGACUCCAGUGUUUACGAACCCCUUUCGAUUCGCAAGUAUGCUGCGACCAGAGUGACCUCCCUCAAGCCGCCUAUGGCAAAGGUGCCUAAUCCUGUCAAGCUACUAGCAAUGUUGAAUAAAAAACAAUGGGCUUUCUUUAUGGUCUCAUUUUUUGCAUGGUCAUGGGACUCCUUCGACUUCUUCACCGUAUCUCUUACUGUCGAUGAUCUGGCUGAAUCAUUCAAUAAAUCAACAACCGAUAUCACCUGGGGUAUCACCUUGGUCCUGAUGCUACGAUCCGUUGGUUCAAUUAUAUUUGGCAUCGCAGCCGAUCGAUAUGGAAGAAAAUGGCCCUUUAUCGCCGCACUUAUCUUAUUCAUCAUCCUAGAGCUUGCAACUGGCUUCUGUCAAACAUAUAAGCAGUUCCUCGCAGUUCGUGCUUUAUUUGGAAUCGCGAUGGGUGGUCUCUACGGGAAUGCGGCAGUCACUGCUCUAGAAGACUGUCCCGUUGAAGCGCGCGGCCUUGUAGGAGGCUUGAUGCAACAAGGAUACGCUUUUGGAUACCUCCUCGCGACGGCAUUCUCUCGCGCUCUGGUAAACACAACCUCUCAUGGUUGGCGACCAUACUUUUGGUUCGGCGCCUGUCCACCAGUCCUUAUAAUUAUCUUCCGCCUCUCUUUACCCGAGACAAAUGCAUUCAGAAAUCGACGUGAGCUGCAAACCGGACAGGGGAAUCUAGUAGCGAAAACAUUCAUAUCCGAGGGAGGGAGGGCACUAAGAGACCACUGGCUCGUCUUUAUUUAUCUGGUGCUAUUAUCCACCGGCUUCAACUUCAUGUCACAUGGCACCCAAGAUCUAUACCCAACGAUGCUUGAAAACGAGCGAGGUUUCUCGGCCGACGCUGUUACUGUGACCGAGGUUAUUGCAAACUUAGGCGCAAUGACCGGUGGUGCGACAACCGGUUAUUGCUCACAAAUCUUCGGCCGACGAUUCAGCAUUCUUGUUGUUUGUGUCAUCGGUGGGGCUCUUCUAUACCCAUAUAGCUUCGUGAAGACCGAGGCAGUGACUGCUGCGGCGUUCUUUGUCCAAUUCUGUGUUCAGGGUGCUUGGAGCGUCAUGCCUAUAUACAUGAUGGAGCUGGCGCCGAGCUCGUUCCAAACUUUUGUUGUUGGGUCAGCCUAUCAGUUUGGGAAUCUUGCCUCCUCAGCUUCGUCGACUAUCGAGGCUACACUUGGAGAGCGUUACCCUCUUGCUCCGCUUGCUCAGAGCGAUGGCUCCGUUGUAGCCCGCUAUAAUUAUGGAAAGGUUAUAUGUAUUUUCAUGGGAGCGAUUUAUGCUUACAGUGUGCUGUUGAUCAUUGUUGGACCUGAAAAACGGGGCUAUGAUACUACCAAUGUGGAUGAUGAUUCGAAUAUAGCCCAGACCAUCAUGCGUGAAAGAGAUAUUUGA